Penicillium crustosum is the source of this 1062-nucleotide messenger RNA. RefSeq names its product LysM peptidoglycan-binding domain-containing protein. The record is from RefSeq and is a predicted model, not a curated record. NCBI's taxonomy places the organism in Eukaryota, Fungi, Ascomycota, Eurotiomycetes, Eurotiales, Aspergillaceae. Gene Ontology annotation, molecular function: chitin binding. The transcript is spliced from 2 exons. The coding region runs from base 1 to 1062 and encodes 353 amino acids.
AUGGGUCUCUUUCGAAUUGACUUUCUUGCUCUAUGGCUUCUCUUACUCCGUCUCACAACAGCCGCCGCCCCAGUUCCAACCAAAGACGGCUACUGUUUCAAAUAUCUCAUCCAAGGAUAUGAUACCUGUACAUUGAUUGCCAAAGCACACGAUAUCACCGAAGCCGAUAUCGAAAGCUUCAAUAAAGAUACCUGGGCAUGGCUCGGAUGCAAGCAGCUAUACCAGGGUGACUUUAUCUGUCUCAGUCCUGGCAAACCUCCAAUGCCAAUGGCCCUUCCUCAUGCUACCUGUGGUCCACAAGUACCUGGAACAACACGUCCACCCAAAUGGGCCGAUCUUGCCGGAAUGAACCCAUGUGCUGCGUCUAAAUGUUGUGCUUUCUGGGGUCAAUGUGGUACCUCCGAUCUAUAUUGUCAAAAUUACCGUGCACCUCCUGCUGGUCCUACAGCCACCGUGAAAGGAGCGACAGAAGCCCCGGCAUCAAAAGCUACUGGUAAUACAAAGGCAACCGGGGCUAAGCAGUCGACUAAUACUGGCUCUGGGGCAAAACCUACCUCGAACUCCAAUUCUAAAUCCACUACUACCACUGUCAAGGCGACGAAAAUCACAACAACUACCAAACAAUCAACGACCACAAAAGCAAAAACAGCACCUGAACCAACCGUAACAUACCCUUGGACAGCACCGUGGGAAAUCACACUGUACAGCAAUAAAGGCUGCGAGGGUGACUACUACCAUCUCGAAGGGUAUAACAAAAAAUUCCUCGAUGGCGAGGGCUGCUUAGCGCUCCAUGGAGGUCUGAACAGUAAGUUCACCGAUACGGGUGUUACCUGUAAAUGGUGGACGGAUGAUAGUUUCACGUGGAGUAGUUGUGAUGCGAGCAAGCUUGAGAAACCGCAGUCGUGGAUCGUCAAGGGUGGGUAUUGUUCUGCUUUCAGUAAGAAAGAUUGUGAUUGCUUUGAUGGGGUGGCGCAGUAUUAUAAACCCGAAGGCUGUCAUAAUCGGACGGGGAUUGAUACGCCUAAUUUUGCGGCUUUGCAGUGUGCGAUUAAUGGAUUCUAA